Boleophthalmus pectinirostris (great blue-spotted mudskipper) is the source of this 1824-nucleotide messenger RNA. RefSeq names its product MyoD family inhibitor (gene mdfi). The record is from RefSeq and is a predicted model, not a curated record. The transcript has 5 exons. Bases 1 to 870 code for a protein of 289 amino acids. Lineage: Eukaryota; Metazoa; Chordata; Actinopteri; Gobiiformes; Gobiidae.
AUGGACUGGGUCCGAGUGGUUCCGUGCCCACCUCUGCACACGGGAUCCAUGCAGCGAAAGUGGUUCUUCCCGGGGAAAGCGCUUCUCAGGUACCACUCCCCACUCCAGAUCAUAUGUGGUCCUGACGUACACAGAGCCGCUCAUCGUCAGGUGCAAUGGCCCCCAGAGGAUCCUGUGUCAAGAUGGAGACACCCUCAUACUCCCCCAUACGGACAUCAGCACGCCCGCCCGACUGUCACAUGUCAGCCUGUGGCCCGCUCCACCCCAGUCCACCACACCCAGCCCUGUCGGACCCAGCCGGGCAGCGGGCACCUCCGGAAUGGCACCAAAGCACACUGCCCGCAUCACACGCACUCCUCUUCCCACCACAACCACCAAACCCACACCCCCCUCACGCACUCCAUCCAGGCCAACGGGAUGCGCAACGGAGGCCCUCACCCCAAACUGGGCUCUCUUCCGCGGGGAGGUUCGUCCACGUCGUCCUCCUCGUCGGCUGGUCCCAGGCACUCCUCCAGGAAGCUCCAGUCCAACCCCUCCAUCACGUCCCAGAGCAGCAAGAGGAGCAAGAGCAGCUCCAAGAGUAACAGCUCACAGAUCCCCACAGAGGCCCAGGACGACUGCUGCGUGCACUGCAUCCUGGCGUGUCUCUUCUGCGAGUUCUUGACGCUGUGUAACAUCGUGUUGGACUGCGCCACCUGCGGGUCGUGUGCGGGGGACGACUCGUGCUUCUGCUGCUGCUGCGCCUCAGAGGAGUGUGGGGACUGUGACCUGCCCUGUGACAUGGACUGUGGGAUCAUCGACGCCUGCUGCGAGUCCGCCGACUGUCUGGAGAUCUGCAUGGAGUGCUGUAGCCUCUGCUUCUCCUCCUGAGGACCACCGGGAUCUGAGCGAUAAGGGGUCUUCUCAACUGAGCUACCGGGAUUAACGUGAACCAAAGUACGACGAAGAUGCUUAAGUCUUCUCGUUCAAGCCCAGUUAAUGCCAAGUUUACAGAAGCGAUGGUUUUGAGAGCUCGCCCUGUAAGACCAUGCAAUCUUCUUGGAAAAAAAAGUUGUCUUCUAGUUCAAAAUUGUCUUCUAGUUCAUUUUUCUAUCAUCAAAAGGCAAAUUUGAUUCAUUGAUAAAGUUGCAUGGUUUAUUCCGGACUCUGUGAUCGAGACAAAGUAUGAUGAAGAUACAAGUCUUGUUGGUCAAGACCAGUUAAGUUCCAAGUUUACAGAAGCAAUGGUUUUGAGAGCUCUCCAUGUGAGACCAAUCAAGCUUCAUGGAAAAAAAAAAAAAGUUGUCUUCAAGUUCAGUUUUCCAUCAUCAAAAGGCAUACUGAAGCUAUUGAAAUCUAGCUUCUCCACCUCCUCCAAACACACUUUACUGAUGGUUUAUUCUUGACUGCUCGAUCAAAUUAAGUUGGAGCGGUGUAGAUCAAAGUAUGACGAAGACGCAUAAGUCUUAUCGGUCAAGACUUGUCAUUCAGGUAUCCAUCAGGUCAUAAGUGAUGAAUUUGGAGCUAUUCAAAUCUAGCUUCUCCAUUCGAGACUUUGCACACAUCCAUAAAGUUUCUAGGUAACUCAAAUCAGUCAAUCAACUUUGACUGUGUGAUCGAGAUGAAGACGCGCAAGUUUUAUCGGUCAAGCCCAGUUUACAGAAGCAAUCCUUUUGAGAGCUCUCCAUGUGAGACAAUGGAAAAAGUUGGAAGUUUUAUUCUGUAUUGACUGAGGGAUCGGGAUUAACUUGAAGUAUUAUCAAAAGACGACAAAAAUGCACAUCUUCAAAUUUUCCAUAAGGUCAUUUGUGAUGAAUUUGAGAGCUGUUUGAAUCCAGCUUCUCC